Messenger RNA from Lactuca sativa (garden lettuce), 1062 nucleotides. RefSeq lists its product as uncharacterized. Gene Ontology annotation, molecular function: protein binding. NCBI's taxonomy places the organism in Eukaryota, Viridiplantae, Streptophyta, Magnoliopsida, Asterales, Asteraceae. The record is from RefSeq and is a predicted model, not a curated record.
AUGGCUAAGACACGGAGUACAACCAGAAUCCAGAAUCAUGAUCAUGUUGCGUCAUCAUCUACCAGGAAGAGGAUCGCGAGUUGUGACAAGAGUGAUGAGGCAUCUUGGUCAGAUCUUGACCAUAAUUUGCUUUUUUUAGUUAUGAUGCAAUUGGGUGUCAUUGAUUUUUUAGCAUUUAGUGGGGUAUGCAAAUCAUGGAGGUCACUUGCGCUUGAUAACUGGAAGAUUUUUAUGGCAUCCAGACCACCUAUGUUCUUGUGGAUCUCUGAUCGUCCUUAUAAGAAAGAGUGUUACCUAGAGGACUUUGAAGGAAGAAAAUUCAAAACCAUCCUUCCUCGUUCUGCUGGCAGGAUCUGUGUUGGAAUAACUUGUGGUUACCUGAUCUUGUUCGGGUGGAAAACCAAAGACUUCAGGCUUGUGAAUCCUAUCACAAGGCACGAACUUCAUUUCCCUUGUUUCCCCUAUAAUGCAAGGACUAAUCUAAAAGAAGUUAGAGGUAUCCUUGUCUCUUCACCUUUAGUAUCUGGGUGGGCCUUUGUGAUGUUACAUAGAUUCACCUAUCAAGUUUGGUUUUCUAUAGCGGGUACUGGAGCAUGGAAUCAUGUCUCAUCCACUUUUCCUUUCUUUGAUUUAGUUUCUUUCAAGGGGAAGAUAUAUACCUUAAACGUGGGUUGUCGUUUAUGUGAAAUGAGACUCAAUCCAGAGCCCAAAUUGAAGUUACUCCAAACCAAGAAUUUUCCAAAGGUAGUCAUGUUAUGUCCGGAGUUUGUAAGUUUGGAUGAAAACCUGUGUGUGAUGUAUCGCGAGUUAGGAGGUUCAUACAAGGUUUACAAACUAGAUUUUGAGGAAAUGAAGUGGAUGUCAUCAGAAAACACAUUAGGAGAAUGUGCGUUCUUUAUUAACGAAUUGAAGUAUUCUACUGUUAUUAAACCAGAGUUGUGGGUUGAUCAUGAGUUACAAUACAUGAGAUAUGCUUACUUCCAUGACACCAUUGAUAAAAGUCUAAAAGUUGGGUGUCAGCUGUGGUACUUCCCCUGUGAUUGCAAGAAUGUUAAUCUUUAA